Molecule: messenger RNA, 3627 nt
Organism: Durusdinium trenchii
Lineage: Eukaryota; Dinophyceae; Suessiales; Symbiodiniaceae
Source: the annotation of a GenBank genome assembly
AUGACGAAUCCACAGCAUCAGUGCCAUGGGGUCCUUGCGCAAGCCAUUUGUGACGCUGACCCGGCUGCGCAAAUUUCGCCAGAACUAGUCCAUCAUUUGGCGACCAGAUUAGAACCGCUCUUCAACCAAAGGGUUGCUGUUUUCGGCCGGGAAAGCAAAGCUCAAGAAUUGGUGCCGCAGCUUGUUGCUUGCCCUGGGUGCGGAGGACGACUUGCUGAAUGUCGGAGCUCCGCUGCUGCAGCUAUCGUCGUAGAUCUGUCGGGUUUGGUCCAGAAACAACACAUUCCACUGAGAUGUCGGCGAUCCUCCUGUCCAGACUGUGGUGUGCUGCUGUGGUACAACUAUACCGUGCGGAGUGGGUGCCAUCAUUUUGCAGGAGAGCUGCCUGAGUUGAACUGCUUCAUGUUGUCCGCCACCUUCGGCUUCAGUGUCCCCUGGUUGCAACAGUUUCACGUAAGCAUGGUGAGGCAACAUGCGUCUUUCACAAGUGAAGCAGAUGUGCUCGGCGCGCAGGCAGCUUACAAUUCCCAGCUCCAUCUCUUACCAACAGCUCGAUUGCGGCUUCUCAUUAGCCAGGGGUCGUUUGCUUGGCGUCUCCUCACCCGGGUGCACCAAAGCAAUUUGGACCUAGCAUCUUUUGAUUUCUUGCGGCCCAUGGAGGACAUGAUUGGCUUAUUCUUGCCGCAGUUGCAAAGAGAAUUUGGCAGGACUACCUUGGAGGAAGCCCAAAAAGCCACGAUGCGCUGUGACGUUGUUGUGCUCGAUGGCAAUGCAAAAAAUCGUCGAGCUGUUUGCGGAGCCUCAUUGGCCGGAGAAACUUUUUCCAAGGAAUUGCGCCGGGAAGUGACCAUUCUUCAGCACAAGCUCAUCAAUGACGGACAGUGCUUGAUGGUCUUGCUGAAAGAGACUGUGGAGCCUCAAAGAGAAGCUUGGGUAUCCGAUUCUGCAGUUCCAGCGUCUGUCCUGUCCAACUAUUUGCAGCAAGUGGGCGAGGCGAAGUUGAAACCCAGCAAACGCCCACGGCGAGAAGAGGAGGCAGACGGCAGAGGCGGCUCUUCCUCAUCGCUUGGACCUUCGAUGCUUGCGAGUUUAACGUUGCAAGAGAUUGGGCGCUCGUCCGACCCAACAGAUUUGCAGUGCGUGACUUGCUGCACACACAAGGAAGGCAGCGCUGCUCAAAGGCAGCUUGCCAAAUCUGCUGGAAUGUUGUGCGCGUGUUUGUCUGAGGGUUUGAUUUUGCACAUGCAAGAAAUCUACGGCUGUGAGUCGUUGAGCCAGAGAUACCUAUGUCUGGCGUCUGUGAAAGCCCUCUUGCCGUCCCUUCGCGUGGUGGUCCACGAUGAUGCUUGCCAUUUGCACAAGUACGAUUCAGAAGCUGCUGCCCAGAUAGCCCCGCCAGAGAUGAAGUACGUGUGCGACAAGUUCCACAUGGCUGGCCAUACCGAUGCUUGGUGUAAAGAGACGUUUCUGGGGCCCUUGUCUGGAGCCCACGAAGACAGACAGUACAUCCCUGCCAUGAAUUUGAUGUGGGAUGAAGUGGACAAGUGCUUCGACCCAAGCUACAUCCUUGGAGAAGCUGGGCACCGCUUCUGCCAAACAUACGCUGUUAGGGCAGCCCAUGCAGAAUUUCCUUACGCCCUCCACUGCUUGUCGCUGAUGUGUGCUCUUGUGAACGGUGCCAAAGUGGCUGUCUUUGCUACCUCGCCAUCGCCUUUGACGUUGGUUGCAAUUAAUGUCAACUACGCCCAGACGAGAAAAUCAUCCUUGACAGGACAUGCAGAGGCUUGUGGGCAGGAGUUGGACGCAGUCAUCUUGACGAACGCGGAGUCCAAGCUGGCGACAUAUUGUGUGGAAGAAGGCGCUCCUGCGCCAGUGCAGCACAGGUUGAAGCCGAAGCUAUUCUCCGCAAUGGUUGCCAGCGCAACACCUGAGGAGUGGUUCCAUCGAUGCUCGGGCGAUUGGAACCAGGUCCGAAAUGCUGACAAGUUGCCCGGAGACUGGUCUGGCCGAUGCUGGUUUGGCUUGCUGGGGAAUUUUGAUGAGGCCUACGACUUCCUGCUCAGCUUGGGUCUCUUGUCCGAUGGGCCUGCAUCCAAGGAGAAAGCCAAGGCAAGGGUGAACCCGUACCAGAGUGCCUUCAACAAGCUCUUGCAGUUUGGAACCAGCGCUCGCGCCACGAAAACGAAUGGGAGCUAUGGAGAGAAGCUUGCUAGAACCGUUAGCAUGGGGAUCACUUGCAAUAUGCACCCUGCGCAAUACAUCCCUAUGGAAAGAGGAGUUUCCCGGCACCGAUGGGUUCCUCUCACAGCCGAAAUUGCGGAACUGCUGGGCAUAGCCAAAGAGGCUGCUUCGCCAGAUGCCGCUGCUCAGGAGUGGAAAGACGUUGGCCUUGAAGAUGAAAAAGCAGUGCAGCUCACCCAGAAUGCAGCGGGCGACUAUGUCCCAUCAGAAGAUGGGUACCCUGUGAGGCUCUUGGAUGGCAAGAUGAGCCGCCUACGGUUCAAACGUUCUCCUGCGUCGACGUCUGGGUUUGAAGCUCAGUGGCGCGUUGCCAACAGAAGCUUUGCCAUUCCGGCAGAGUGCUCCCUGACGGCCGCUGUCUCCCGAGUCACUGCCUACUUCGACCAACCUCACCAAGUCAUUGCCCUCACUCCGGAGGCGGAGUCUUGGCACAUGUCCUACCAAGGUGGAAUGAAUGUGCAAGCCCAUCUGUCUCGCGAAUCAGGGGAUGUUCAGGGCGGCGCUCGCUUUGGAGCCGCUCCGUGGCAAGUGGGAGUUUUGGCGGCUUUGCUCCUGGUGUUUGAAAUCUUUGUGGGUGCGCACAGUGUUGAAGCUCUUGGACGGAGGGAUUUGCAGGUCCAGAAGCUGAAGCAUAUUGCUUUGGGAGAUGCAGCCGCUAGCCCAGACCAUUUUCCCCAGCAGCCAAGUCCGCAACCUGCUUUCGAUUUGGCAACUUUGCGUGUUCCUUAUCAGACGGAAGAUUUUGCUUCGACCCAGCAUGGUCCCGGACUUCGACUUCCCCAAGCUGGCGAGGAAGAAGAAUUUGAACUUGAACCUGAAGAAGAAGAUGCGGAACCUGGGCCCAACUCGCUUGAAAGGCCUCCAGACAGCGUGGCCGAAGUCGUGGAGGACCUACCGCCCCAAGAUCCACCCGCAGGCGAAAAGCCGCUGGUUCUUGAUGAAGUGCGGGCAAGUGAUUUUGGUUUUGGCGAGAAUGGCGUCACAGUCCAGCCUGACGGUCUCUUCAGCCGUCACUGGACAGACCGGGCAAUCCUGAAGCACACCUUGCUGACCGGCAAGCCAAAGAUGACUCGCAAAGAAGCGUGUGACAAAAUGCGCACCAGCAGGGAGCAGGGCCGCCGCAAAGCGCUUCCGAAAGAGAAAUGGACAGCGGUCAUGGCGGCAGCCGCAGAGCAGCAUUCCAGCAUCCUUCAGCUCCAGGGUGAGACUUUGUGUUUGAAAGUGAUCCCAGACACAGCGCAGGGCAAGGUGAAGUACCACAAUGAAUUGAUGAGGGCUUGUGGGCUGACUUUGCGGGAGCUGGUGGCCGCCAUGGAGAAAGCAUCCAGCAACCAGGAAAGGAAGCGCCAGGAAGAUCGGCGCAAACGGCCCAGAGAUGAGGAGUGA